CUUUGUAUCGACUACGAAAUAUAUAUAUAUACACAUGUAUAAGUAGAUUUACGCUUUUAAUUUCUAUUUCUACGCGUAGAACAAAGAUGCUGAAAUCGACCUUAAAAUCAAUCUUUUUGUUUUGUAUAAUAGUAGUUGAAUCUACAUCAGGAGAGCCGAAAAAAUCAAAUAUAAAAAUGUUAAAUCUGCAGAAAUGUGAUGCAGACGGUCCAGCUCCGAUAGAAUGGUCCAUUAAAGCCGAUAAUGCAGACGACGAAGGACAUAAAAUUGUUGAUUUAGAGAUUGACCUGACUGGUGGCCAAUUUAAUGAUGAACUGGAAUACAGUUUAGAUAUAGACAAGUUGAGUGGUGGUGAUUGGGAGAAAGAUGUUUUUAACGAUGAAGGAAAUCUGUGUGAUUUAAUUAAAGCUUAUGUCCCAAAAGCUUGGGAAAAAAUGAUAGGAUUACUUGAACCGACACCUAUAAGCCUUUGUAAUGCCCAAAGGGCUAUUUUUAAACUAAAACAUUUUGAAGUCAUGAAGCAGGACCUGCAAAUACCCCCUUUAUAUGGAAAACUAAAGGCGACGUUAAAAUUAUACAACAAAAAUAAUGAGAACCUCUUUUGUGGUCUUUUUGAAUUGGAAAUUACCGAGGAAUAAUCUUACGUUUUGUAUUUGAGCAAGCAUAUUAAAAUAAUGAAUUAUUAAAA
Anthonomus grandis grandis is the source of this 688-nucleotide messenger RNA. RefSeq lists its product as uncharacterized. NCBI's taxonomy places the organism in Eukaryota, Metazoa, Arthropoda, Insecta, Coleoptera, Curculionidae. The coding region runs from base 87 to 638 and encodes 183 amino acids. The record is from RefSeq and is a predicted model, not a curated record. The transcript is spliced from 4 exons.